Molecule: messenger RNA, 1388 nt
Organism: Oncorhynchus masou masou (cherry salmon)
Lineage: Eukaryota; Metazoa; Chordata; Actinopteri; Salmoniformes; Salmonidae
Product: heparan sulfate glucosamine 3-O-sulfotransferase 2-like
Exons: 2
Coding region: 1-1140 (379 amino acids)
Molecular function (GO): [heparan sulfate]-glucosamine 3-sulfotransferase activity
Source: RefSeq, a predicted model, not a curated record
AUGGCAUGCAUUCUCCUCUAUAGCCGAGUUGCGCCGUCUUCAUAUAGGCAUACCAGGACAUGCGUCUGCAUAUUUUCCCUAUCUCUAUCACUAUCAUAUAUAUGCUACUGUCUCUUAUUUUCUUCUGAUGCUAUCAUGCAAAAACCAAGUGAUCCAACGCAGAACUGCCUGCGCCUCAGGAGUGAUGGAGGCAAAGAACUUCAGCAAAAAUCUCCUUACUGCACUUUGCCAUUGGACGCGAGAGCGACAAGGGAAAUAUCUCUACAUGAAGCAAACCAAAGCAACGCCUCGGUUAAUCACAACAUAGUUCGGAAUUUCACAUCAGACCGUCCUACCACUAACAACAUGGGCAGUGGGAAGUUCGGGAAUAAGAAGUUGCCAAAUGCCAUCAUUGUCGGUGUUAAAAAGGGCGGCACAAGAGCGGUCUUGGAGUUUAUAAGAAUCCAUCCGGACGUACGGGCGGUCGGCACAGAAACGCAUUUUUUCGACAGGAACUAUGACCGUGGACUAGACUGGUACAGAUGCCUGAUGCCACGGACUAUGGAGAGCCAGAUCACCAUGGAGAAGACGCCCAGCUACUUUGUAACAAGGGAGACACCUCGCCGGAUCUCCGCCAUGUCCCGGGACACCAAGCUGAUCGUGGUGGUGCGCGACCCUGUCACCCGGGUCAUCUCUGACUACACGCAGACCCUGUCCAAGACACCUGACAUUCCCAGCUUCCAGGAUCUGGCCUUCCAGAACCAGAGUUUAGGAUUGGUUGACACGUCUUGGAAUGCCAUCCGCAUCGGCAUGUACGCACUGCACCUGGAAAACUGGCUCCGCUACUUCCCCCUGUCCCAGAUCCACUUCGUCAACGGGGAGCGGCUCAUCACGGACCCGGCUGGAGAACUGGCGCGGGUGCAGGACUUCCUGGGUCUGAAACGCAUCGUCACAGACAAACAUUUCUACUUCAACAGGACCAAAGGAUUCCCCUGCCUGAAGAAACCAGAGAGCAGCAGCUCACCCCGCUGCCUGGGCAAGUCUAAAGGUAGAACCCACAUUCAGAUAGAUCACGACACUAUCGAGCAGCUACGGGACUUCUACAGGCCAUACAAUGUCAAGUUUUACGAAAUGGUGGGUCAAGAUUUUAGAUGGGAAUAGAGAUUUGUGGGGAAGUCCGCAGUUUACAAGUGGCACAAGGAGAGACAAGAUGUCAUCCAUGAAUGUACGCACAGUUUAAUAAUUUUUUGGGGGGUGUGGUUCUAUGGACCUCCUGUUUGGCUGUUGGUAAUAGUGUGGCUCUAGCUAAAGUCGUGGGUCCAAGUCUCGAAGGGAUCACAUACACAUAUUUAAAAAAUAUGUACAGUGCAUUCGGAAAGUAUUCAGACCCCUUCCAACAAGACAACGAC